AUGGAGUACGCUCAGAAAUCGGUGCGGCUGCCUCGCAGUGCCGAGGAAAAGGAGCGGUGGAGACGCGUCAUCGUCAUCCUCGAGCACUGCCCGCUGCAGACAGUUCAAACGGACCGCGGCUUUGAGCUGCUGAGCGACCGUCACCGCGCCUACCACGCGCGGCACAAUCAGGACCCGGCAGACUGGCGUCCCGAUGUGGUGCACCAGUGUCUGCUUCACCUGCAGGACUCCGCGCUCAACCGCGCAGGCAUGCUGGAAGUAUUUCUACGAACAAAGAAGCACGUGUGCAUCGCGGUUGAUCCGCGUCUGCGCGUGCCGCGCCACGUGCGCCUGUUCGAGAAGAUGAUGGUGUCGCUGCUCUUCAAGCUCAAGGUGCGCGCGAGCACUGGCUACCUGUCCCUGCUGCGAGUUGUCAGCAACCCCAUAACGGACCACAUCCCCGCCGGCACUCAACUGUACCGUGUCGAAAAGGACGGCGACCGCAUCGACCCCUUCGCUUUCUGCGCCUCCUGCGGGUACACAGCCAACGUCUUCGACGAGCACCACACAGACCGUAAGAUCAGCCUCGCCCGUCGCCGUCUCACCUCCAGUACGAGCGGGACGCUGGAGGAGACGACGGCGGAAGCCGGAACUGAGGAAUUUGCCAAGGUGCAGCGCAAGGCCGCCGAGCGUCGGCAGUUCAAACCGUUCGCCUUCAUCAUCGGUGGUAUGUCACGCGGUGACGUAUCGGUCGACUACGCCCGCCCAGGCGAGGUGUCGAGCAUCCGCUUAGGGGAUCGUGGCAUGUCAGCGGCGGCGGUAAUUAGUACCUUACUGCACGGCUUCGAAGAGGAGUGGCUACGUGAGGACAACGAGGCGUGUUGA
Molecule: messenger RNA, 864 nt
Organism: Leishmania braziliensis MHOM/BR/75/M2904
Lineage: Eukaryota; Euglenozoa; Kinetoplastea; Trypanosomatida; Trypanosomatidae
Exons: 1
Coding region: 1-864 (287 amino acids)
Biological process (GO): rRNA base methylation
Cellular component (GO): nucleolus; small-subunit processome
Molecular function (GO): rRNA binding; rRNA (pseudouridine) methyltransferase activity
Source: RefSeq, a predicted model, not a curated record